UUUUUGGCGUUUUUCGUCACAGGAUGAGGAAUUUUUGUAUAUCGCGCUACCAUUGAGGGAUCUUUAUCUUCUCAAGGCCUUUCCGCGUACUCGAUUAUAGAGUCGUGAGUCCAUCACAUUUAUACAGUGUUUAUUGCCAAUUAGCUUCUUAUGACUCUUAGUGAGCCUUCAUUCAAAACCAAAGAUGAAGCUAAAGACUUCUUAAAUUGUUUGUGCGAUCAAGAACUUACUGUCCAUGUAUCGGAUGGUCGGAGAUAUAUUGGAACCUUUUGGUGCACAGAUAAUGCUGGAAAUAUUGUAAUGGGUUCGUGUACAGAGUAUCCAGCACCUGAUUCAGCGUCUGACAAUUUGCUAAGAGAUUUAACCACUGUUGUUAUCCCUGGACAGCACAUAAUAAAAAUUGAAUGUGAUAGUCGUUUGCUAGCAAAUCGAUUUAUUUAAUAUAAAACUUUUAACUCA
Schistosoma margrebowiei is the source of this 459-nucleotide messenger RNA. The record is from the annotation of a GenBank genome assembly. Lineage: Eukaryota; Metazoa; Platyhelminthes; Trematoda; Strigeidida; Schistosomatidae.